CCUUUUUCCAGCGAAUACCACUUCAAUCCACUACUGUUACGAAUAACCACAUGGGCGGCCUGGGAGGCUGCAGCCGCGUGAGGUAUGGGGCGUGCCCCAGCCAAUCAUUCAAGAACAAGACAGAUGCCAAUCACAAGGGGAGCGUGCGGUCUUGGCAUCGCUCCCGAGGAGCGAAGGGACAAAAGGACGCUCCCAGGAGCGAUGGGAGCGUGAUGCGCUCCCAGCGCUCCACAAAGGGCAAGCUUAGGACAAAAGGAAACUCUUCAGUAUAUUAGCUAGCUAGUCACUCCCUCAGGGGGGGACCUCCAGGAGGUUCCCCAGUAAGCAAUGCAAGCAG
This is a messenger RNA of Canariomyces notabilis, 337 nucleotides long. RefSeq lists its product as uncharacterized. The record is from RefSeq and is a predicted model, not a curated record. The transcript has a single exon. NCBI's taxonomy places the organism in Eukaryota, Fungi, Ascomycota, Sordariomycetes, Sordariales, Chaetomiaceae. The coding region runs from base 51 to 275 and encodes 74 amino acids.